AUGAUUGGUCAACCAGUUGUCUACAAAGAAGUCUGCACCAUUGGUACACAGACAGAUGACAAUGGCUAUAAYGGAUUGGAUGAUGGAGGGAGAGAAGAUGAAAGCAAAGACUUGGAAGAAAUUGAUGCAAUUCUAAUUCUUGAAGAUGCCAACAGUUUUGAUGAAGACAGCAGUGAAGCAACAAUUUAUUCUGUUAGCAAUCAAGACAUCAUUGUCAAUAUAGACAAUGUACUUCAGGAGGGAGAUGAGAAUGACUUUACACAUUUAGAAGAGCUUGGAAACAACAGAAAAAUUGAAGCAAACAAUAACUCUGUUGAUAAUAACGAUAGAGAUUUUAAUGUUGACAGCUUUCUUCAGGAGGGAGAAAGAAAUCACACAAAAAAUUCAGUGGAACUCAAAAGUGAAAACAACAAUGAAACAACAGAAAAAUUAGUUCAAGUGAAUAUGCAAAGACAUAGUAUUUUACCUUCUGGAGAGAAUAACUUACAUCUCAAAAACACAUUGAAAAGAAAGUCUGGUGUGAAUUGUCAUCCAGUAACAAAUGUCAGAGAAAAGGAGUGUUCAUACUGCAGAAAGAAAUUUGCUUUAAAGAAGGAUUUAACACGUCACCUUAGGACUCACACUGGAGAGAGGCCAUUUGAAUGUUCUAACUGCAAAAGGAAAUUUACCCUGAAACAUCACAUGAUAGAUUAUUCACGAAAACCAUUUGAAUUCUCUUACUGCAAAAAGAAAUUUGCACGUAAGGAUAUCUUGACAUAUCACCUGAAAACGCACACCGGAGAGAAGCCCUUCCAAUGYUCUUACUGCAAAAAGAAAUUCAUACGUCAUGCUGAGUUAACACAUCACUUAAAAACACACACAAGUGAAAAGCUCUUUGAAUGCUCUUCUAUGUACUGUGAAAAGAAAUUUUCACGAAAGGAAUCUUUGAAAUUUCAUGUACAAAAUCACACUGAGGAAGCCAUUUGA
This is a messenger RNA of Exaiptasia diaphana, 966 nucleotides long. Its product is annotated as zinc finger protein 605. NCBI's taxonomy places the organism in Eukaryota, Metazoa, Cnidaria, Anthozoa, Actiniaria, Aiptasiidae. The coding region runs from base 1 to 966 and encodes 321 amino acids. The record is from RefSeq and is a predicted model, not a curated record. The transcript is spliced from 2 exons.